Messenger RNA from Oryzias latipes (Japanese medaka), 1539 nucleotides. RefSeq names its product DnaJ (Hsp40) homolog, subfamily C, member 5 beta (gene dnajc5b). Lineage: Eukaryota; Metazoa; Chordata; Actinopteri; Beloniformes; Adrianichthyidae. The record is from RefSeq and is a predicted model, not a curated record.
AGGUGCCGCAUCCUUUAGGUGAAGGUUGGUUUCAUCGUCAAUUUUGUGAUGACACCCAAUUGACUCUUCCUCAUAGUCGGAUCAAUCAGCUGCCAGUGCUUCAAACGCACAUUUAAAUUCAGAUUAAGAAAAGACCCCUCACAUUCGUCUAUCAGCUCUAUUAUAGUUGCCAUAGAAACCUCCCCUCUGUCCACCACAAUGCAUCUACCAGAGCGUUUCUUGGAAACCUGAGCAGGCGUGGCGUCCAGUUGUCACCUGAGCCAAAGUCCUGAUGAAUGUUUGAUGGAGGCUGUCAGAGAUCCUGUGAGUCACUAGACCAGACCUGAACACCUGGACAGGUCGACGUUUGGCGAGGACACGACGUGCUGAGAAGCUGCAAGUCCUCAACAGUCAGGUGAUGGUGUCAGGAUGUCUGAAGGGAAGCAGCGAACUCUGUCGACCUCUGGAGAGUCUUUGUAUCAGAUCUUAGGGUUGGAGAAAGGCUCCAGCCAUGACGAAAUCAAAAAGUCCUAUAGGAAGCUGGCACUGCGGUACCAUCCAGACAAGAACCCGGAGAACCCAGAGGCAGCUGACAAGUUCAAGGAGCUGAACAAUGCUCACUCUGUGCUGACCGACCUCACCAAGAGGAACAUCUACGAUUCAUACGGAUCCCUGGGGCUGUACGUGGCCCAACAGUUUGGGGAAGACAAUGUCAACACAUACUUCAUGCUGUCUACCUGGUGGGCCAAGGGUCUUUUUUUGCUGUGUGGGAUCCUGACUGGAUGUUAUUGCGGCUGCUGCCUCUGCUGUUGCUGCAACUGCUGCUGCGGAAAACUUAGGCCCCCGCCCGCAGGUGAGGGGGCAGGGCCAGAUUAUGUGUCACCUGACGACCUGGAGGAGGAGAUACGCAAUGAUCCAGGCAAUGACAGUGAACCGCCGAUUGUCCACCAGCCGACCAACGCCAGCGAGAAGACGCAGCUGAUAGGCGAUGGACAUCGCAGAUACGGAGACACGUACACUUGAGGCCGAGUCGGACCAGGAGCGCCAUGGCUCAUCCCUGCCGCAAACCCACACAUCAACCAGCAAAACCACUUAAAUCAGCAUCCCUUUGAGUUUCUUAAGAAUCAGUCUGACAUUUGUGAAAACCUGACAGCAUCUGACUGGCUCUGCCUUCACCCUGCAACCUUAAUACUUUCAUCAGUAACAAGCUGUCUUCAAACAUCCUUAGCUGCAGACUUUAAGGAUUUCUGGCAAAGUAAGACUGCAGUUUAAUUAAUUAAUUAAUUGUUCAGGUACCAUUGCUCAUCAAACUUAUGCUGUGAUUGGCUGUUGAUUGUUGGGGUUUGAGUGGGGACGAAGCAUAAAAGAGAAAAGCUGCAGACUAUUUGUGCACUGAAGCCUUUCUCCCUCCAUGUACACACAUGCACUUGGCCUAUAGAGAUGAUGUAGAUAAUGCUUUGGUUUGUGCUUUACUUGCGUUGGGAAAACAUGUGGUCAUGUGACCUAACCUGAGGGGGGGGUCUCUGCUGUUUUGUCACUGAAUAAAUCAUUGAAGUGUUA